AAAAAGUUGUUGAUGUUGUUGUUAUUGUUGUUGCCAAUCCUUCCUGUUUCAUAUUGUGCAUGAAGAGUACAAACAUUUAUAAGAAAAGAGAAGUACAGAAGCUGUUGUGAUAACAAAGGCGCAUCCUAUCUUUUCUUCUUCUUAUAUAUAUCUUUACUUUCCUCAUUCUCUCCGUUUUCUUUAUUAUUGUUACACGGAGUAGAAAAAAAGUGGAAGUUUAUAUCAAUAGAUAUACACACGUACAUCGCAGCUGUAAAAAGCAAGCAGGAAAUUUUUGUCUUCUUUUGAACGACUUUUCUUCAAAAUUAAAUUAAAGUGAUGACAACAAGAGGAAUUCGUCGCAAAAAGUCCUACUUAGUUGACGCCAAAAUUGCCGUAUGUGGUCAAAAAUCUGUUGGCAAGUCAGCACUUACUGUUCGAUUUUUGACGAAGCGAUAUAUAGGCGAAUAUGACCAUCAGGCGGAUAAAGUACACAAACACGAGAUUCUUGUUGAUACAGAUUGUGUUUUAGUCGAAAUAUGGGACACAUGUAUGGCUGAUGAUAAUGAUUCAAUAUCAAGCAAAUCAGAAGCGAUGGCAUGGUGUGAUGGAUUGCUUUUGGUAUAUUCCAUAAACGAUAGAGAUUCAUUUAAUUUCAUCAAGAAGGUAAAACAGGAGCUACAAAACAGUGACACACCAGUCUUAUUAAUCGGUAAUAAAGCAGAUUUAAUUCAUUUACGACAAGUCAGCACUGAAGAAGGUGAAAUAUUAGCAAAAGAUUUUGAUUGUAAAUUUUAUGAAAUUUCGGCAGCCGAACAAGUACAACAAGUAAGUGAUGCCUUCCUCGAUUUAUGUCGUGAAAUAAUUCAAGCCAAAAGGAAAUCAAAACAAAGCUUUAUAGAUAAGAUUGAUAAGAUGUUGGGUGGUGCGCGUUACUACAGUCGAGGGAAGAGUGAUAGUGCUAUACAAAAGGAAUAACUUUGAGGAUAAUGAUGAGCAAUUAGGACAUAAAAACAGAAGAAUAAUAUUUUC
Chironomus riparius is the source of this 1011-nucleotide messenger RNA. The record is from the annotation of a GenBank genome assembly. Lineage: Eukaryota; Metazoa; Arthropoda; Insecta; Diptera; Chironomidae.